AUGUCUGCUACAGUAGGCAUUGGUACUCCAGGCCCAACUGCGGGAUCUGGAAAACACGACUUGUCAGGGCUUUUAAGGACCGUGCAAGGCCAUGUUGAGGAUAUUCGAUCUCUGAUAUACUGUGGUGUUUGUGUCAAGCCACUCUACGAACCGUUCACACUCGCAUGCGGGCAUACUUUCUGUUACAGUUGUCUUACACAAUGGUUUGUGAGCCAUCGACGGAAAAAGACAUGUCCAGACUGUCGAGCAAUUGUGUCAACCCAACCUGCUCCAGCGUAUCUGAUCCGCGAAAUCGUGCAGAUGUUUAUCAGCCGAGCGGAGUUGCUAGAGAAUAAUGAAACCACAGCGGAACAUCUCUCGAACAAGCGUGCAGAGACUGAGAAAAUCGAAAUAGACAGGCAAAAUCCAGAUCCGUCCACUGGAGGUCUAUUCCAAGGAUGUUUCAAAUGCGCCGUACGCUUUAACCAACCAAUAAAUGACGUCAUGGAUGGUGUUACACGGUGUCCUCGAUGUGCUUGGGAGCUCGAAGAAGGGGGAUGUCUGCAUUGUGGCUUUGCGAUCGAGGGAUACACAGAUUCAGAGUACAUCACGGAUGAUGAUGCUUCGAUAACAAUUACGGAUGCAGCUGAUGAUAUCGAGGACGGAUUCUCGGCAAUUGAUGACGAUGGCAUGGACUGGAGCGAGUUUUACGGGGUAAAUGCUCCAGGUAACCAUUUUAACACACACCACCAUCAGCAUCAAUACCACCAGCACGAACAAGAUACCGACGCAUCGUCGAUAAUACAUGGCCACAUCUAUCGUAGCGAAGAUGAAGAUACCCAUGACUCUGACAUGUCAGAUUUUAUCGAUGACGGUCCUAUAGAAGAGGUUGGGGAAACCGAUCAUUCUACAGUGGUUGAUGAGAAUACCGUAAUUUCCGAUGGGGAGCUUGAUGGACACUCCACGGAGAAUCUCUCUUCCUCCGGAAGGUCGACAAGACCCCCUGUGCGACAAACAAUCACCCUUGACGAUGACGACGAUGACGAUGAGUAUGAAGAGGAAGAGGAAACAGAAGAGGAUAGAGAUGAUGCUGAUGCUGAUCAUGAUGAGGACGACGAGGACAACGAGCCCAUAAGAACACCAACAAGAGCAAUUCAACAAAGGCGUCAGAGGCGUCAAACAUCGUCCACUUCCUUUGAACGACCAAGCCGUCUCCUAAGCAGUGCAACAACUGUUAGCAGAAGGACAGUAGUUAGUGAUGAUGAUGAUGAUGAUGAUGAUGAUUAUGAUGACCAUCAUAGCGAUGAAAGCCACUUGAUUACAAACGUUUCAAAUCAAGCCCAGGCGUCGGGUUCACACGCCAAUAGCCCAAUCACACUUGACGAUGAUUCUGACGUCCCCAUCAGGCCAGCAAGAAGAAGACGAAGAGGAUCACGGCCAGAUCGGGUACGAUUCAAUCAGCGCCGAAGCCGUCGGACGAGAAGCCAGGCCAUGGUUAGUAAUUGCUGA
Molecule: messenger RNA, 1488 nt
Organism: Paracoccidioides lutzii Pb01
Exons: 4
Coding region: 1-1488 (495 amino acids)
Molecular function (GO): metal ion binding
Source: RefSeq, a predicted model, not a curated record